UUUUCUCAAAGAAAGAAAACGUCAGGCCAUUCAACAUGGGCUUGAAAUACGCGAUCAAAAGCUAGUUAUAGCUGAAAUAUUGCUCUAAUUGUAGUGUUAUUGUUACUAUAGUUUCAUUUUACAUGUACGUUGUGUAACUUAUAAAUUAGUCGAAAAUGGAUACGUUUAUCAUAGGAUACCUCAGUUAUGGCGUUUGUUGAUCAUUAAAAAUUUGGUUCGGUUAUAGUUUUUCUUUAUAUUUGAUGUCCGCUUUUCGUUCGUGAUCGUUUGUUUCGUUCGUGUUUACGUGUUUACGAAGAUGGUGAAGGAGAAGCCUAAUUCUAUUAGGAUUUACGACGACGAGGGAUUCCGACGCCGUGCGGCGUGUAUAUGCGUGCGAUCGGAUGCCGAAACGGAGGUGCUGCUGGUGACGUCGUCGCGGCGGCCGGACAACUGGAUCGUACCAGGUGGAGGCGUAGAGCCCGAGGAGGAGCCGUCAGUAACGGCGAUGCGCGAGGUGCUGGAGGAAGCUGGUGUCAUCGGCAAGCUGGGCCGCUGUCUUGGGGUUUUUGAGAACCGAGAACAUAAACACAGGACAGAAGUGUACGUGAUGACAGUGACACAAGAGCUCGCAGAGUGGGAGGACUCCCGUCUCAUGGGGCGCAAGCGGCAAUGGUUCAGCAUCGACGAUGCGCUGGCGCAGCUCGCCUUGCACAAGCCCAUACAGCGCCAUUACCUGCAACAGUUACGCCGCUCUAAGCAGCCCAAACAGGACGACCCGCCCAGCUAAACAUUAAGACUCCUUAUUGAUAAUCAAGGCUUAAAUCUAGAAUAAAAAAUUGUCGUAAUAACACCAACUGAUGUGACUACGUUUUAGUAAGCCAGCUUUUGUGCAAAACAAUUUGGGGUUUUUCAUGAAUGUUAGAAAGAGAUGGAGAUAUGUAAUAGAAAAGGCUGACAAGUAAGCUACGUUACGGAUGUUUAAAGGACUAAAUAUUCUACAGACAACGUGAACACUGACAUCUAAAGUCAAUAUUAGCAUCAUCAUUUCAGGGUCCAAGUGUAACUUGUCAGCGUUAAUUAGAAUGUGUUCUAUAAUAGUGAUUGAUUAUACCAACAAGUCACGCCAUCUGGUGAACGUCAAUUGUUUUAGCCAAUGCUUAUCAAUCGAAUAGUUAGUAUACGAAGUUUUAUUAAGAACGGGAAAUGUACCAACUUAUCUGUGUAUAUAGAAACGUGACCAGAAACUUAAAGCUAACAUAUUGACGUACAUGUCUGGAGAAUUACAAAGGGAUAUAUUAUGUGAGUUUCUGGUCGACCUAUAAUAAAUUCAUGUUCAUAAAAGCUGACAUGUUAGAUGUGGACCCUCGCCAAGUAUAAAGAACUGUUUCUUCUUACUGACAACGCGAAUAUUGAGGUCAAUAGUAGUACUACCAUUUAUGGGUCCAAAGAUAACUUGUCGUGACCUUUAAAGUGAGACAUUCAUUGCUUUACACUUCGGUCGGGCGACAAAAAUUAUAGUUCAAUUUCUCAUGGCAUGGGUAUGAUGACGUUUGAGAUUUGAAGUUUCUCGAGAUGUACUGAUGUGAAAUCGAACAAAAAAAUCUAUUUAUAUAUCUUAUCAAGAUAAUUUGUAACGAAGAGAACAUCGAUUUAAAGACAAUAAUUUAAGAACGA
Molecule: messenger RNA, 1656 nt
Organism: Hyposmocoma kahamanoa
Lineage: Eukaryota; Metazoa; Arthropoda; Insecta; Lepidoptera; Cosmopterigidae
Gene: Aps
Product: diphosphoinositol polyphosphate phosphohydrolase 2
Exons: 4
Coding region: 299-769 (156 amino acids)
Biological process (GO): diphosphoinositol polyphosphate metabolic process; diadenosine hexaphosphate catabolic process; adenosine 5'-(hexahydrogen pentaphosphate) catabolic process
Cellular component (GO): cytoplasm; nucleus
Molecular function (GO): bis(5'-adenosyl)-pentaphosphatase activity; bis(5'-adenosyl)-hexaphosphatase activity; diphosphoinositol-polyphosphate diphosphatase activity
Source: RefSeq, a predicted model, not a curated record